Drosophila kikkawai is the source of this 3067-nucleotide messenger RNA. It is a transcript of the gene coro, whose product is annotated as protein coronin. The record is from RefSeq and is a predicted model, not a curated record. NCBI's taxonomy places the organism in Eukaryota, Metazoa, Arthropoda, Insecta, Diptera, Drosophilidae. Gene Ontology annotation, biological process: actin filament organization. Gene Ontology annotation, molecular function: actin filament binding.
UGGUUUGCUCUUAAAUGCUCUGCGCGCUCUCGUCGGCAUUUUUGUAUUUGUCCCGUGUUGCUGCUGUCUGAAAAGUCUUGAAGUAGUGCCUUAAAUUCCAAGUCGUGUGCAAAAUUUUCUUGUUGAUAGCUCCAGUUGAAUGCUGAUAGAAAGUGAUAAAAAAAAAGUUAGACAUAGAGAAACUCAGGACUGAUUACUGACCCACAAGCCACUGCAGCAUCAAGAUGUCGUUCCGCGUGGUACGCAGCUCCAAAUUCCGCCACGUCUAUGGACAGGCCCUGAAGCGGGAACAGUGCUACGACAACAUACGCGUCUCCAAGUCAAGCUGGGACUCAACAUUCUGCGCGGUGAACCCCAAGUUCCUGGCCAUCAUCGUGGAAUCGGCGGGCGGCGGUGCCUUCAUAGUCUUGCCGCACAACAAAGUUGGGCGCAUAGCGGCGGAUCAUCCGCUGGUGGGCGGUCACAAAGGCCCUGUUCUGGACAUCGCCUGGUGUCCGCACAACGACAAUGUAAUCGCUUCCGGCUCAGAGGACUGUGUGGUCAAGGUGUGGCAGAUACCCGAUGGCGGACUCUCCCGCACACUCACCGAACCCGUCGUCGACCUGGUCUUCCACCAGCGCCGCGUCGGUCUGGUGCUGUGGCAUCCAUCGGCCCUCAAUGUGCUUCUAACCGCCGGCUCGGACAACCAAGUUGUCAUCUGGAAUGUGGGUACAGGCGAGAUCCUUGUGCACAUUGACUCCCAUCCGGAUAUCGUCUACAGUGCCUGCUUUAACUGGGACGGCGCUAAGCUGGUCACCACCUGCAAGGACAAGAAGAUUCGCAUCUACGACCCGCGCACUGGCGAGCUGGAGAGCGAGGCCAUGUGUCACGAGGGCUCAAAGGCCACGCGGGCCAUCUUCCUGCGACACGGCCUGAUCUUCACGACGGGCUUCAACCGAAGCUCUGAGCGUCAAUACUCCCUCCGCGCCCCGGAUGCCCUCAAUGAGCCCAUCGUAAUGGUGGAACUGGACACUUCCAACGGCGUCAUGUUUCCGCUCUACGAUGCGGACACGAAUCUGAUCUACCUGUGCGGAAAGGGUGACUCGGUCAUCAGGUACUUUGAGGUCACGCCCGAGCCCCCAUUCGUGCACUACAUCAACACUUUUCAGACCACAGAACCACAGCGUGGUAUUGGCUUGAUGCCGAAACGCGGCUGUGACGUCACCACCUGCGAGGUUGCCAAGUUCUAUCGCAUGAACAACAACGGUCUGUGCCAGGUGAUAUCGAUGACUGUGCCGCGCAAAUCGGAUCUCUUCCAGGAGGAUCUCUAUCCCGACACGCUGGCCGAGGAUGCUGCCAUUAGCGCUGAGGAAUGGAUUGACGGCAAGGACGCGGACCCCAUCACAUUCUCGCUCAAAGAUCGCGUUUCCAUUGUACAGGGUGGCUACGUCUCGUCGUCGGCAAGCAAAUCUCUGUCGGUAAACAAGAAGGUCAACAUUCUCAACAAGCCCAGAGGUGGCGGCGGCGGCAGCUCCGGAGCAGCUAGCAGUAGUGCGGGCGGCGGCGGCUACAGCUCGUCGGCGAACAACAACGAGGCUAGCGAUGCCGGCCCGCCGGCAGCCGUCUUGUCGGAAAAGGACCUGCGCAGCAUUCAGGACGAGAUACGCAAACUGAAGGCGAUCAUCGUGAAGCAGGAGAACCGCAUUCGUGCCUUGGAGGCCAAGGUCAAUGCCGGAAAUGGGGAUGAAACGGACGCCCGCAACAAGAAUGGAAGCGGCAGUGGAUCGUCCGCGCCAGCAGCCGCCGCCGCCUGUGACAGCAAAGCCAGCGAAAGUGCCAAUGACCAUGCAUCCGCGUCAGCGGCAACGGCAGCGGCACAGGAAGCGGACUAGGCCGUGGACUACCAUGACUAGGACUGGACUGGAGAAGAGAUAGAACUGCUUGUAGAAGCUCGUCGUUACCGCUUAGUUUCACUAAAACGCGGAGGGAGAAUCAGAGGAAGAAAUGAGAAGAGUUAUUGUCUAUAUUGUCUAUUAUGAUUAUGGUUUCGAUUAUUUAUUUUGUAUAAUUUAAUAUUAGGACCUUAGCGAGCGAAAUCAGUGGAGCGUGCGGCACAGAUAGGGUUAGAGCAAACCAAACCGAGCAUCAGAUUAAUCACCAGCGAAUACGGAGCUGAAACAGUUAACAUAACAUAAUUAACAUUACAUCCUGCCAAAAAUAUAUAAAAUCUUAACGAACUACCUACGAGACGCGCCCACCAUCAAGCUGAAUAAGGGGCAGAUCGGACGAAGGGGCCCUUCGAUCACCUUGUUGCAACGCAAUUGUAAAAUUGUUGUAACUUUAACAAAGGCAAAACAUAGACUUAACCUCAAGCCUCUAUAGCGUUAACAUUUUCCUACCAAUUUUGUACGAGCCCCCUCUAACGCGAUGCAAUUAGAAAAGGUAGUCUUGCCGACUUCCAAAUCGGAACUAGGGGCUACUUGUAAAAUUGUAUCAUGACCUCUAUAAACAGCCUGUAUAUUUGUAACACCCGCGAAAGGAAAGCUAUCAUGACAAUAGCCGUUAGAUUCGAUGCUGUCCAUCCUAGCCCAGGCCCCUACUAUCGUCGCCUGUAUUAAUUAUGAAUUUAGUUACAAACUGAUGGGGGCCGUCGGAAGCCAUUCGUUUUUGUAUUCAAAAUUUUACGCCUUUCGUUCUAACUAAUAAUGAAAUGUAUUUUUGAAUAAUACUUAAAAAAUACAACUUGAACAAUUGAAUAAACCAGCGAAAAUAUUUUGUAAAGAAUUUCAUUUCAAUUUUUGGCUUAACUUAAAUGUGACUUGUUAUAAAAAAAAUCAUAAAAAUUAAAAACAUUGUUUUAUGCUGCCAAGAACGGAAGCAGCGCGAGAGUAUCAAUAAAUUGCCUACCGAUUUUGUAACACUAUUAAAUUGUAAAGUGCAGACUAUAUACACAUGUAUAAAUAAUAUAUUAUAUAUACAAAUAAUUUACAAUUUGAUACGAACUAAAUUAAUAUACAAACUGCGGCAGAGGAAACACAGGGUUCUGCCGAUUUCAUGACAAUAAAAAGCCAUGAUUUCUUACAAAGUC